Molecule: messenger RNA, 648 nt
Organism: Mytilus californianus (California mussel)
Lineage: Eukaryota; Metazoa; Mollusca; Bivalvia; Mytilida; Mytilidae
Exons: 3
Coding region: 1-648 (215 amino acids)
Source: RefSeq, a predicted model, not a curated record
AUGGCUGAAGUAACUCAAUACAUAUCAACACUGGCUUGUUUAAUACUGAUACCUCUGAUUGGGGAACUGCUAGUCCACGAGGGUACCAUCAGCCUGCCCAGUAGAUCGAUACCUCUGAUUGGGGAACUGCUAGUCCACGAGGGUACCACCAGCCUGCCCAAUAGAUCGAUACCUCUGAUUGGGGAACUGCUAAUCCACGAGGGUACCACCAGCCUGCCCAGAUCGAUACCUCUGAUUGGGGAACUGCUAGUCCACGAGGGUACCACCAGCCUGCCCAGAUCGAUACCUCUGAUUGGGGAACUGCUAGUCCACGAGGGUACCACCAGCCUGCCCAGUAGAUCGAUACCUCUGAUUGGGGAACUGCUAGUCCACGAGGGUACCACCAGCCUGCCCACUAGAUCGAUACCUCUGAUUGGGGAACUGCUAAUCCACGAGGGUACCACUAGCCUGCCCAGAUCGAUACCUCUGAUUGGGGAACUGCUAGUCCACGAGGGUACCACCAGCCUGCCCAGAUCGAUACCUCUGAUUGGGGAACUGCUAGUCCACGAGGGUACCACCAGCCUGCCCAGUAGAUCGAUACCUCUGAUUGGGAAACUGCUAGUCCACGAGGGUACCACCAUCCUGCCCAGUAGCUCAUUAGAAAAAUAA